Prunus armeniaca (apricot) is the source of this 552-nucleotide messenger RNA. The record is from the annotation of a GenBank genome assembly. NCBI's taxonomy places the organism in Eukaryota, Viridiplantae, Streptophyta, Magnoliopsida, Rosales, Rosaceae.
AUGGCGAAGCCAGCAGCAGGAUCCUUAGCAGGCAUGUUGACGAUGACAAAGCCAUCAGCAGGAUCCUUAGCAUCAAGAUCGACGUGGGUAUCCACCACCUCUGUGUCGUCCUCAGGGAAGAGGAUUCAGAGAGAGAUGGUAGAGCUCAACCUGGAUCCACCUCCUGGCUGCUGUGCGGGGCCCAAGGGUGACAAUCUCUACAACUGGGUUGCAACCAUCAUCGGGCCCCCAGGAACACCAUACCAAGGUGGCAUAUAUUUCCUUGACAUUACAUUUCCUUGUGAUUAUCCAUUUCAACCUCCAAAGGUUGUAUUCAAAACUCGAAUCUAUCAUUGCAAUGUUGAUUCUGCUGGAAAUGUAAGUUUGGAAAUCUUAAAGGACAGUUGGAGUCCAGCUCUAACAAUUACAAAGGUUCUACAAGCACUUCAAUCCAUCUUCACCAAGCCUGAUCCUUAUAAUCCACUUGUCCCUGGCAUCGCCCAUUUGUACUUGCAAGAUGAAGCUAAACACGCCGAGCUUGCUGCUGAGUGGACGCUGCGAUUUGCUAAGUGA